AUGAUUUUUCUGCUGGCUUUCAUUGUGCUGGGAUCAUCAGCAUCGACGUCACGCCCACACAUUAUAUUCAUGCUUGCGGAUGACAUGGGAUGGGACGACGUCAGCUUUCACGGAUCUCCCCAGAUACCGACCCCGAACAUGGAUGUUCUUGCUGCCGACGGAAUCAUCCUCAACAACUACUACGUUCAACCACUCUGCACACCAUCGAGGGUGGCGCUCCUGUCGGGAAUGUUGCCCAUCCACACUGGCCAGGAACACUUCGUGCUUAGUCCCGCCGAGGCAGGUGGUCUGCCACUGCGGUUCCGGAUUAUGCCGCAAUACUUCAGGGACCUGGGCUACGAGACGCAUAUGGUCGGCAAGUGGCACAUCGGAUAUUCCAGUAAGGAGUAUACGCCGACGUUUAGAGGAUUUGACAGCUUCUACGGUUACUAUAAUGGCGCAGAAGAUUACUACAAUCACACGAUAGAAUUUCAAAAUCAGACUGGGCUCGACUUUUGGCUGAACAUGACACCACUGUUCAAUGAAACCGGAAAUUAUUCAACUACUCUCUACACGGAACGAGCCAAGCUGCUCAUUCGAAACCGGAACACUGCGAAGCCGUUGUUCCUCUACCUGUCAUACCAGGCCGUUCACGGUGGCAGCGCGGCUGAUCCACUUGCAGCACCAGAGGAGAACGUCGCGAAGUUUCCCUAUAUAGGAGAAAGGAACAGAACCUUAUUUGCCGGUAUGACGGACGCGCUGGACGAGUCAAUCGGGGACGUGUUCGAGGCCCUGUUUGAGGCGGACAUGCUGGACAACACCAUCCUCGUGAUGAGCAGCGACAAUGGCGGCCUUCCCUUUGGACAGGAGUCCAAUAGUGGCUUCAACUUUCCUUUACGUGGAGCCAAAGGCACCCUCUGGGAAGGGGGAACCAAGGCCAGUGCCUUCAUCUGGAGCCCUCUUCUCAACCAGAGGCAGAGAGUGUCGAACCAGAUGAUGCACAUCACCGACUGGCUACCCACUCUAUACUCUGCAGCCGGAGGGAGUCCCGCAAGUUUAGGCAAAGUCGAUGGCUUCGACAUGUGGACUCAAAUAUCCUACAACCUGCCUUCUUCGCGCUACGAGGUCCUGUACAACUACGAUCCUGUCGAUUUGUAUUCGGCCCUUCGGUACACGACCUACAAGCUGGUUUUGGGGACUUACAACGGUGGGGUGUACGACCAGCGAUUUCGAACGCCCGGAGGCUCGCGUCCGUACGGAGACCUAGAAAUCCUCAUGGCACAGUCUAAGGCAGCCAGGAUACUCAGGGGCGUCUACAACACAGGAAGUGUUUUGCUGCCCACGAACUGGAGACAGCGAGCGACAGUCUAUUGCAACCAGAACGUACAGAGGAACUUUGUUUCGCAGGCUUCGCCCUACUUGUUUGACCUGGCGAACGAUCCGUGCGAGCAGAACAACAUCGCAAGCGCACAAGUUGGAUCAUCCGUAGAGGCAAUGAAAGAAACGAUAAAGGGCCUACAAGAAUCGGUCAAGAAGUAUGAAUCAAUGAUGGAACUCGUCAGUGGAAACGAUAAGGAGGUGAGGUUACUUCGAUCCGAAGUCGGUGUACUUCAGGGCAGGGUGACAGAUGAAACCGUCAUGUUUGAACAGCUCCAUGCGAACAUAAAUUCAACCGAACAAUACAGUAGAAGAUGCAAUGUGGAGAUUCACGGUAUUCCGUUCACGAGAAACGAAGAGCUGAGGGCCGCCACGCAGGACCUCGCAGAAAACUGGAUAUUGGGAGCCAUACCCCUGCCGAUGUUCUAG
Ixodes scapularis (black-legged tick) is the source of this 1785-nucleotide messenger RNA. Its product is annotated as arylsulfatase B-like. The record is from RefSeq and is a predicted model, not a curated record. The transcript is spliced from 9 exons. Lineage: Eukaryota; Metazoa; Arthropoda; Arachnida; Ixodida; Ixodidae. Bases 1 to 1785 code for a protein of 594 amino acids.